UACACAAACGGGUCUAAGAUUUUAUUAGGCCAAUUUCAAUUAGUCUUCGCCAGAUCAAUGGAGUGAACAUGUGGACUCGGACUAGAUUUAGUUACUGCUGUGAUGUUCCUAAUUAUUAUUUUAUUUUGUGCAUAGUUUUGAUUCUGCAGACAGUAAUCUCUCAAGAAGAUGUUUCCACAAAUCCAAGAACUAUUGACUUGCUUAAGUUGGCAGAUUUGAAUUCAGCAUCUCCUCUAAUUAAGCAAGUAAAUGGACCAUGCAAUGAAACAAACUACGAUGUCUCCACUCAAAGGGAAGAGCUCGCUUAUAGAUGGACAGAGAAAGCUGAAAUUUCCUUGAGUACUGAUGAUUUAUUCCCUGAAGGCUUUCCUACAGAUUUUUCAAUUUUAAUAAUUGCUCGACCAACAAAAGGACAGUCUUUUCCACUUUUUACUAUCUAUAGUGACGAGGGUGAUGAACAACUCUCUGUUACUGUAGGAAGAGAAGUCAGUAUUUAUUAUGAAGAUAUGGAUGAAAUGCCAAUCGAGGAAAAUUAUAUAAAUUUUAAUGUAUCUAUUGAAGAUGAUCAAUGGCAUCGACUGGGUUUUAGCUUUAAAGGAGAUUCAGUCACAUUAAUUUAUGAUUGUGACACCAUAAUCAAUAGAGCACUAAAAAGAGAUCCAAUAACAUCAAAACUCAAUAGUAAAGGUUUAUUUAAUAUCGGAUAUCAGCUUUUAGCAGAUGGACAUUUUGAAGGUGAUAUAGGCUUACUAAGAAUAGCAAAUACACCAGAUGAAGCUUAUGAGUUAUGUCAUAAUUAUGCCAAAUGUUUAGGCGGAUAUUCUAGACAAUCAACAUAUGGUGCAUCAUCAUACAGCUCUUCUUAUGAUAGCAAAAGUAGCAGCUUUGACGAAAGUAGUUCAUCUGAAACAUUUACUGCAAAUAGAGUGGGCGAAUCAGAAAAUCAAUUUGAUAUUCGUAAUAAAGUGACAAAUGGGGAUAAUUUUGGCUACUCUUAUACCAAUGGCCAUGCAGAUGGUUCUUCUGAAAUAUAUCACAGACAAAAUCUAAAUAUUGGUUUAUCUGGUCUAACAUCUCAAGAAGCAACUAAAGCACUUGAAAGUAGUAAUUUAGAUAUUGCAAAUAAACAGAGUAACACAGAUCAAUAUCUACUAAAUUCAAAUCGUCGAAGUUCUGAAAACCUAAUUGGUCCUGAUUUCAAUCAGUCCUAUUCAGAAGUUAAUAAUAAUCAGUAUAAUAGUUUAAACAGUUUUGAGGGAUCUGGAGAAGACGAGACGACUACAAUUUCUCCUUUUGAUAUUGACGUAAAUAGUUUGAUACCUGAAGAUCAUGGUAGUGGUGAAUAUAAUGCAACAACACCUGAGACCACUUAUUACAAUUUCAACCGAGGACUACCUGGACCUAGGGGAUACCCUGGACCUCCAGGAUUACCUGGACCUCAAGGUCCUAAAGGUGAUGGUGGUAGAAAUGGAUUAGAUGGGACUCCAGGUAUACAAGGGCCACCUGGGCAUGUAUUUUUAAUACCGGGUAAUCAACAGGGUAACGAAAAAGGUCCCGAUCAAGGAGUAGAGGCGUUCCGGCAAAUGAUUUCCCAACAUAUGCUUUCCAUGCGGGGAAUUGAAGGGCCGAUGGGACUCACCGGAGUGCCGGGACCCCAGGGGCCUCCCGGAAUAGAAGGACAGAAAGGAGAACCAGGAGAUGUCGGUGAAAUGGGUCCCAGAGGCAUAACGGGACCUCCAGGCAAUCCUGGACAUCAAGGACGCCGAGGGUCAGCUGGUAGAGAUGGAGAAAGGGGUCUAACAGGACCACCUGGCUCUAAAGGAGAACAAGGCCUAAUAGGACUUCCCGGUCUUCCUGGUGAUAAGGGUCAUAGAGGGCAACCAGGCACGCCUGGAGCAACGGGUCUUCCUGGACAUGAUGGAAUGACAGGAGAGCCUGGACCACCAGGACCACAAGGCUUACAAGGAGAAAUGGGCCCAAGAGGCUUCGGUGGACCCAGAGGCAUGCCCGGCCUACCCGGCAAUCCUGGAAUUCCCGGUACUGAAGGACCACCAGGAAAUAAAGGAAAUCAGGGUCCAGUGGGGCAAGCUGGACCUCCAGGUCAGGUGGGAUCCCCAGGAGCUGCAGGUCCUACAGGACCUCAGGGACCAUUAGGGCCAACUGGAAUAGCUGGUCCACAAGGUAAACCAGGAAUUCCAGGUUUACCUGGAGCCGAAGGUCUACCAGGACCUGCCGGUCAACCAGGAACACCAGGUCUAAAAGGAGAGUUUGGUCUACCAGGACCUCAAGGACCAAUUGGAUUUCCUGGCUCCAGAGGAUCAAAGGGUGAUGAGGGAAAACGAGGUGCCCAGGGUGAAAAGGGCGAUAAAGGUGAGAGAGGCCUAGAAGGAGAAAAGGGAGAUAUAGGAACUAAGGGUGAAGUAGGUCCCCAAGGGCUUUUGGGGGCUGCUGGAUUAGAAGGCCCAGAAGGUCCCAAGGGUUUCGAAGGCCCCCGCGGAGAAACUGGGCAAAUGGGUGCACCAGGUGAAAAGGGGAAGGAAGGAUAUAGAGGAUUUCCAGGAUAUCCAGGCGUCAGCGGUGAUAAGGGUGAAAAAGGAGCAACCGGAAAGCUUGGAUCACCUGGAGAAAAAGGAGAAAGGGGCAAUUCGGGUCUUCCCGGAGAACGAGGUGAAACUGGUCCAAGAGGCUUUAGGGGAAUGCGUGGUAGACGGGGGCAAAUUGGCCAACCGGGACCAAAAGGCGACACCGGCCAACCAGGUCCUCCAGGACCUCAGGGCGAAGUCGGUCCACCUGGAAACGAAGGAGUUCGUGGUUUUACUGGUGCCACUGGACCACCAGGAAAUGAUGGAAAGGAUGGUGCACCAGGACCGCAUGGAGAAAGGGGACCACCUGGAGAACCAGGAAUACCAGGAUCAAUUGGUUUACCAGGCGUAAUAGGACCACCAGGAAACACCGGAGAACCUGGUCCAAUAGGUGAGCCAGGAGCACCAGGCCAACCUGGUAUUCCCGGUGAACCUGGCAUACAAGGAGAUGCCGGUAAAGAAGGACCAGUGGGACCUAUUGGUCCUGAAGGAAAACCGGGUCCACCUGGAUCACCUGGAUUACCAGGAUUUCCCGGAGAAAGAGGACACAAUGGCUUGACUGGAAUACCAGGCCUAAAGGGUGAUGCGGGUCCCGCAGGACUGCCUGGCCCUCAAGGAGAUAAGGGUGCGCAGGGAGAACCUGGUCAACAAGGACCCAUUGGGCCAGAAGGAAGAAAGGGACCACCAGGAUCUCGCGGACCCGGUGGCGCUAAGGGAGAACGAGGUGAGCCAGGACCACCAGGAAUAGCUGGAAGGGAUGGCUUGAUGGGUCCUAGAGGAUUAACUGGUUCUCCAGGACCUGUUGGACCACCUGGAGAAGAUGGAGAUAAGGGCGAUAUUGGUCCUCCUGGCGAAAAAGGCUUUAAAGGAACAAAAGGUGAAUCUGGUCCCAUGGGUAGCGUUGGUCCAUUAGGAUUAAGAGGUGAACCAGGCUUGCAAGGACCUGCUGGAGAAAGAGGACCUCCAGGAGAAAUCGGUAGAAGAGGCAUAAAAGGAGAACAAGGACCUAUGGGGUUACAAGGAUUACCAGGAGCAACUGGGCCUCAAGGUCUACCUGGACCGGCAGGGAUAAAAGGAGAAGUUGGCGACGUUGGUCAAAAGGGACCGCCAGGACCCGCUGGCAACACCGGAGAACCUGGACCUAGGGGCCCUAAAGGUGCGGCGGGACUACCGGGACCUAUAGGACCUGAGGGUCAACAAGGCUUAAAAGGAGAAGACGGAAUCCAAGGUUUGCCAGGUCCGAUUGGUAAAGAAGGGAAACCAGGUGAACCUGGAGCACAGGGUCAGAAAGGUGAAGAAGGAAAAGCAGGCACCCAAGGACCCCCGGGUCCAAGAGGGCCUCCGGGUGUUGAGGGCUCGAAAGGACCGCCUGGAGCUCCCGGAUUUCCCGGACCUCAAGGAGAACGUGGCUUGACAGGGCUAAAAGGGGAACCAGGAAAUCAUGGAGAAGAUGGAAAGGAAGGUCCUCCCGGCCCACCUGGUGACCUUGGACCGCAGGGAGCAAUGGGACCAGUCGGACCUCCUGGACGACCUGGUGAAGAAGGUCCACCCGGCUUACAAGGAAGCCCAGGGGUUCCUGGUGAAAAGGGUGAUAAGGGUGCGAACGGUCCACCAGGAGUGCAAGGUAGUCCGGGACCUCAAGGAGAACAUGGACCACAAGGUCCUAAUGGACUUCGGGGUGCGCCUGGACCAGCUGGAGAAAACGGAGCACCAGGAUCGCCAGGUCUACCAGGUCCACAGGGUAAACUGGGAGAAACAGGGCCCAGAGGUAUGAAAGGGGAUAGAGGACGGCGAGGACCCAAAGGACACCGAGGUGAAAUGGGAUUAAAUGGUCUUAAGGGUGAUGAAGGCGAGAGAGGUGAACGAGGCGAGAAGGGAGACAGAGGUCCAGACGGUCCCAAAGGAAAUCAAGGUCCAAUUGGUUUAACCGGGCUAAAAGGUAGCGACGGUCCUCAAGGUGAAACUGGAGAAGAAGGUCCAGUGGGUCCAAAGGGUUCUGAAGGUCCAACUGGUCCAAAGGGAGAUCCUGGACCGCCUGGUCCUCCAGGCCCUGCAGGUCCACCAGCUGAUAUGCCGCUGGUACCUCCAGAGUUACUUUUCCAGAUGCAAGAAUCUGGUAAUAAUAAAGGAGUGACAAGGAGGAGACGAAAUCUUGAUGAUCUAAGAUCGGAAGUUGAAGAACUAGAAGAACAAUUAAACUCUAAGGAGGCGGAAGAAGGAAACGGUCGAACUACUAAUAGUGAUGACAUAAAUGUUAAAUUCUUAGACAUGUAUUCAACAAUAUACUCAAUGAGGGUAGAGUUGGAAAGUGAGAGAAAGCCCUUAGGCGAUCGAGAGAACCCUGCUAAAACCUGUAGAGAUUUGUUUUAUGGGCACCCCUAUUUAAAAGAUGGCUGGUACUGGAUCGAUCCAAACUUGGGAAUGCAAGACGACGCAAUUUACGUUUUUUGCAACAUGACCGCUGAAGGAGAAACCUGCGUUUAUCCAGACCUGCAAAGUUCAAGUAUGCCUAUUGUGCCGUGGAAAAAAGACGGAGGAGUUAAUAGGUGGUUUUCGAAGUUUAAUGAAGGAUCGUUGAUCACCUAUGAGGGAAUUGGCACUGUGCAAAUGACAUUCCUAAGGCUGUCUUCAGAAUACGCCUUUCAAAAUUUUACAUAUUCAUGCCUAAAUAGCGUUGCGUGGUUUAAUUCGAAAACUCACAAGUACGAUAUGGCACUCAAAUUAUUGGGUGAUAAUGAACAAGAGUUUUCUUCCAAUGGUCUAAGACCGACGGUUCUUUCAGACGGCUGCAAAAUACGCCAAGGUAAAUUAGAAACGGUUUUCGAAAUCAGGACGAAGAAAUUGAAUCAACUGCCACUAAGAGACUUUUAUCCCAUCGACUACGGUAAUCCCAAUCAGGCUUUUGGGUUUACGGUUGGGCCAGUUUGUUUUAGAUGAGUAGAAAUUUCAUAUUUUAAUUAAAUUUCAUUAAGUUUAAGUUUAUGUAGAUUUAUAACUAUUUUUGCACUCUUACCUUAAGAUUCUGUUCUGUAAUGAAUUAACGGACUGUAUAAAAUGUGAUAUAUUUAUAUAAGUUAUUAGGUUUACAGUCGUAAGUUAAUUUUCAUUCUAAAUAUAAUAUAGAAUGGCAUUUUUGUGUAUCUUUUUAAUAUAUUAUAAUUUAAUUAAUUAUAUAACGAUGCCGGUAUCGAAAAAAUUGAAUUAUUCACUUUCAUUUAUGCCUGAUUAUUGAAUAAAUCAUAUAAAGGAAAUAAAUUAUCGGAUAUUA
Molecule: messenger RNA, 5850 nt
Organism: Anthonomus grandis grandis
Lineage: Eukaryota; Metazoa; Arthropoda; Insecta; Coleoptera; Curculionidae
Product: collagen alpha-1(XI) chain-like
Exons: 31
Coding region: 69-5519 (1816 amino acids)
Molecular function (GO): extracellular matrix structural constituent
Source: RefSeq, a predicted model, not a curated record